Talaromyces rugulosus is the source of this 1941-nucleotide messenger RNA. RefSeq lists its product as uncharacterized. The transcript has a single exon. NCBI's taxonomy places the organism in Eukaryota, Fungi, Ascomycota, Eurotiomycetes, Eurotiales, Trichocomaceae. Bases 1 to 1941 code for a protein of 646 amino acids. The record is from RefSeq and is a predicted model, not a curated record.
AUGCUUCUUCUUCUCCAUCGAGAUGCCUUUACCGGCGCCGAAAGCCGGCUAGCUUCAAGACUGACCAUCUCCGUUCCAGCAUCGAAUAGACACCUAGGCAGCGUUCGUGCAAGUCAAUGGUGCACCGGUUGGCCCUACUGGCGUGGUAGCCGCGGCCGCCGUGGAGCCCGCGAGGACGACUUGGACGAAAUGUCGAGAAAACUUCAGGAACUCUAUACGAAAAUAAGCCACAUAAACAAACGGAAUCUUGCACAUCACAACCACUGGCGUGGCUGGGGUAAGCACGACCACACUUCUGAGAAUCAUCGUGGUCGUUGGCGUGCUGGGCGAGACCGGAACGAGCGGAAGAAUAAGUCGCCAAGUGGUCAGCGAGGUGAAUUUGAUGAUAUUAUGAAGAAAAUCGAAGCUGAUCCAUAUGAGUUUUUGUUUGGGAGGAGCAAUGAAUACCUGCGGCUUCCGAAGGCUUGGUCGCCGUUCUGCCGGUCGUUUCUGAAUAUUGGCGGCUCGGCUCGCGAGGCACAGCCAAAUACUGGCAGUAGUGCUGGUGAAAAGGCUGCUAAAAAAGGUGUCGUCAUAGACCAUGACAGCAAGCAUGCUGAUAUACUGUCAAGUGAUUCUAAUGUGACCGACUCGGUCACGCCAGCAGUACACGGUCCAGAGCUUCAGUUUGACCCAAUCAGUGGAAAAAUGAUACCGCGCAGUCAAACUGUGGAUAAAGAAACUACAAACGAAAAUGAAUACAUCGAUAUUCCUGUGAAGGCUUUCUCGAGUUCUGAGACAUCUUCCCCUGAGAAGCAUGAUCUUCCGUCUGAUAAGAUGGUUGAUGCACCAUUUCAGAACACGAGCAGGAAUGACAUUAUCUAUCUAGAGGACGCCAGCAACUAUACUCAUAAAUCAGCAGAUGGGAAAGCUAGCGUUGUCUCUACUCAAAAGCCAGAUAUUGAUCGACAAGCCAGCAGCCCAAUAACAGACCCAAAAAUCAGGCAAUUCUCCGAUUUCGACGACGAGGACAUAUCCCAGCUGAGUGCCAGCGACAUUCGAGCUUCCUUUGCCUCCAGAAAUGAAAUCUCCAAUGAUUCUGUCGAGUCCACGCACGAUGCAUCUACCGAGCAGCAGCAGCAGCAGCAGCAGGUCAAUGAGGCCGCGAAACACGUCAAGGGAUUUAGCGGAAACAUGCACUUGCUCAACCAAGAACUCACCGAUUUAUGCGCACGCCUAGAAGAGUAUUCAUCUGCAGAUGUGGUAGAACCGGAUCUAUAUCGCGUUCUUGCCUACGACCCGUCUACAUCAGAAGUCGUAAUUGCAGAGACUACAUCGUCGAUCCAUGCAACCGGGGCAACCCUGCCUCCAUCCGAGGUGAUGCUGAGCAUAAACAAUCCUGCGAAAUUUCUACCCUAUUUUGCAAAAAUGAAGAACGAUGGCUAUGAGAUUGUGUCCGGGGGUGAUAAUAUUCUUGUCUUUAGAAAAGGGCCGUUUGGCAGCGGAUCGGAUUUUAUUUCUACCCAAAGCGCGCCUUCUAGGAUUUCCAAUAUGCCAAUGGGCUCGCAGGCAGAGGCCAAGGCCAAUACUCUUUCAAAUGCGGAUGACUUGAUUCAGCCUAUCAAGGCAGAACCCAACCCUUCUUCAAAUUCAACAACAACAACCACCCCAAGAAUCGUCCGCCGCCAGGAAACUAUAUACACCGGCGGCCCACCAAACUGGUCACCAUACCCACCUCCCUCACCUUCUUAUAACCUAGACGAGGAGAUCUCCAGCUUAAAAACAAAGUCUGAAUCAUCUUUUGGAAAGACGAUCCGGCGUGUCUUUUUAACUGGUUUUGCGACAGCCGGAGUGCUUUAUGCUGUUGGCGUGGUGUGUGAGUAUUUUCGCACUGGUGGCCAGGAUGGCUUGGGUCCGGAAGGGUUUACUGCGUUUGAGGCUGAGCGAAAACGACGGGAUUAG